Messenger RNA from Oncorhynchus masou masou (cherry salmon), 1703 nucleotides. RefSeq names its product very-long-chain (3R)-3-hydroxyacyl-CoA dehydratase 1-like. NCBI's taxonomy places the organism in Eukaryota, Metazoa, Chordata, Actinopteri, Salmoniformes, Salmonidae. The coding region runs from base 80 to 808 and encodes 242 amino acids. The record is from RefSeq and is a predicted model, not a curated record. The transcript has 7 exons. Gene Ontology annotation, molecular function: 3-hydroxyacyl-CoA dehydratase activity. Gene Ontology annotation, biological process: very long-chain fatty acid biosynthetic process; fatty acid elongation; dephosphorylation. Gene Ontology annotation, cellular component: endoplasmic reticulum membrane.
UGGAUGCAUGACCCUGCUGCUCCCAGUCCCAGUCGCGCUUGCGCAGCGUUUCUGACUUUCCCACUCUGUCCCCCGUACCAUGGCGUCCACGGAGGAGGACGGCUCGGUUGAAGAGAAGGAAAACAACAACAAGAAGAGGACGAAAAGUGCCAUCGCUGUCGCAUGGCUUACAUUUUACAACAUCGCCAUGACGGCCGGGUGGCUGGUUUUGGCUAUGGCAAUGAUGCGCUUCUACAUCCAGAAAGGCACACACAAGGGUCUGUACAAAAGUAUAGCAAGGACACUCAAGUUUUUCCAGACCAUUGCGCUAGUUGAGGUGGUGCAUUGUGCAAUCGGAAUCGUGAGGACCUCUGUAAUUGUGACUGGGGUUCAAGUAUGUUCACGAAUCUUCAUGGUGUGGUUCAUCACCAACAGCAUCAAACAGAUCCAGAACGAAGAAAGUGUAAUCCUCUUCUUGGCCGUUUGGACGUUUACAGAGAUUACCAGAUAUUCAUUCUACACAUUCAAUCUGCUCAACCACCUGCCAUACUUCAUCAAAUGGGCCAGAUACAACAUGUUUAUCAUCAUGUACCCUCUCGGAGUGGCCGGAGAACUCCUGACCAUUUACACUGCUCUGCCAUAUGUUCGCAAAACCGGGAUGUUGUCCAUGAGGCUCCCCAACAAGUAUAACGUCUCCUUUGACUACUACUACUUCCUCGUUAUCGUCAUGCUCUCCUAUAUCCCAUUGUUCCCACAGCUCUACUUCCACAUGCUCCGUCAGAGGAGAAAGGUGCUUCUUGGGGAGAUCAUAGUAGAGAAGGAUGAGUAGAACCGCCUCACAGUCCAGCAGCUGGCGUUCGUUUUGAGACAGCGAGUCAGCACAGCUCCCCUGCCGCCACAUCCAUUCACCUUUGGUACCGCGCUCCACCGCACUCCGCAUGCAACCAAAUGGAGAGUCGGACGAAUACUAACAUCGCCGGAAUAGCCAUGUUAUAAACACGGAAAAAGAAUGAAACAUCACAGUCACCACAAUAACCCAACUGGACUAAAUACAGUGCUGCAAGAGAAAUCAUAACCCAACAGGAAUAACAGUCAUCAGAAUCGUCACUGAAUCAGUCAUCACCAAACUCAUCAAUCAACGAGAGGAAUCAUUACAGAACUGGAAUAGUCAUCGUUGUGGAACGAAUGAAUAAAUAUAAUCUCUAGCCCGAAUCAUUAUCAUCGCAAAACUGGAACGUAAUGCUGCCACUAUGUCUUCACUGUCCAGGUUUAGAUAUCUAGAUCCCCAGAAAGAGAACGCACUGAAUCCGUCAGCCAGUGUGGCCACAGCAUACUGCACUGAUAGCAUAAUACUGCACUGAUUACCUUCUACACCUGCUAAAAAAAAUAAAAAAUACUGGAAGGAGCCUGCUGUGCAUUGAGUCAACUACACAGCAGACACAUACUGCACCCACCUUCAGUGCAAGAUAAUAGAAGUUCAAGGGAACCAGGAAAUGGUGAUGUGGAAGGAUGGAGGAGGAGAGAUGAUAGUUGAGUCCCCUGAGCAGUUUUUUUUUUUUAAUCGGCUAUUUAUUUUUGUAGAAAUUUAUAAGCGUUUUCCACCACAGUGAUUUUAUACGUAAAUAGUGUGUGGCAACAAUGACUAGACAGAAGCUAAAAAAAAAAAAUAGAAACAAUUAUGCAUAGACUUAUUAUACCUCGACAAUAAACAGACAUUUGCGCAA